AUAAAAACACAGGUAUCAAUUGAUAAGUGGAGAUCAUUGUAUUCCACAAGAGAGCAUUGUAUUCCAACUUGUCCUUUCCUAUUUCAAUUUUUUCUCCCUCCAAUCUUCAGAGAUUCAUUUCACUGGCGGUUUAAUUCACGGCGGCGCGACCGUUGAACCCUUGCUUCUCAGCGCCUCUGGCCGAUUAGAUUCUAAUUAGCAAUGACUAUUUUCUGCUGAUCAAGAUUUAGCCUAUCAUUUGCGAUGAAGACUCUUGGUAGUGAAGAGUUUGAUGUAGAAACUGGAGAAUUUGAUAACGAAAGAGAAAAGUUGAUACGGAGUAGCAGAGUAGUUCAGAUAAACAAUCAGGCGUUGUUAUCUGGUUUAGCGUAUUGUCUAUCGUCAUGUAGUAUGAUACUGGUUAACAAGUAUGUUCUCUCCAGCUACGAUUUCAGUGCUGGAAUAUCUUUGAUGCUUUACCAGAACUUUGUUUCAGUAUUAAUUGUGUCUAUGCUGAGUACCCUUGGCGUAAUAUCAACAGAACCAUUGACGUGGAGAUUGAUCAAGGUGUGGUUGCCUGUAAAUGUAAUAUUUGUUGGGAUGCUAGUCACAAGUAUGUUUAGUCUAAGGUACAUUAAUGUCGCCAUGGUUACAGUUCUGAAGAAUGUUACAAAUGUAAUAACAGCAGUUGGUGAAAUGUAUCUGUUUAGUAAGCACCAUGACAACAGAGUUUGGGUUGCGCUGUUUUUAAUGAUUAUUUCAGCAAUCUCUGGUGGUUUUACUGAUCUAUCUUUUCAUGCUAUUGGCUAUACGUGGCAGAUUAUUAAUUGUUUCCUGACAGCAUCAUAUUCUUUGACACUGCGUAGGGUUAUGGAUACAGCAAAAGUAGUGACAAAGUCCGGAAACUUGAAUGAGUUUUCGAUGGUUUUGCUAAAUAACACCCUCUCUUUGCCCCUCGGUUUACUUCUUAUAUUUGUGUUCAAUGAGGUGGACUAUCUUGCUACGACACCACUUCUGAGGCUACCCACGUUCUGGUUGGUGAUAACUUUAAGUGGAUUUUUGGGUUUAGCGAUCAGCUUCACCUCUAUGUGGUUUCUUCAUCAGACAAGUGCUACUACCUACAGUCUUGUGGGGUCACUAAAUAAGAUACCCCUUUCAGUCGCUGGAAUCCUUCUGUUUAAAGUCCCAACCAGUCUUGAGAAUUCCGCAAGCAUAUUAUUUGGUCUUGUUGCUGGUGUCUUCUUUGCCAGAGCUAAAGUGCGGGAGAGAUCACAGUCUUAAUAUGUUGGUUGCUGCUACAAUAUUUUUACCGCCCUCAGCUAAGAACAAGCAGCCACAUUUAUCUGCUUUGUGUUACGUAUCACAGUACUAUCAUGGCUCUUAGAAGCAGCAAAAGGUUAAGGAAAUCGGAAAGAAUUAUGGAGAAGUGUUUUUUGUAGGAUUCUUUUCCCCAUUGAUUUUCCUAGUUCCUAGAAGAGAAGGUGAGCUUAUCUGUAUAUGUUUGUGUUGUAAUGUAAUAUAUAGAAAGAACUGGUGCUAUUCUAGCUCCUGAUCAUUCACAGAUACUGUUAACCACUAGUCAGUGAUUUUAUUUUACCGUUAUUUGGAGCA
Molecule: messenger RNA, 1590 nt
Organism: Daucus carota subsp. sativus
Lineage: Eukaryota; Viridiplantae; Streptophyta; Magnoliopsida; Apiales; Apiaceae
Product: GDP-mannose transporter GONST1
Exons: 9
Coding region: 244-1260 (338 amino acids)
Cellular component (GO): Golgi apparatus
Molecular function (GO): GDP-fucose transmembrane transporter activity; antiporter activity
Source: RefSeq, a predicted model, not a curated record